AUGAGUGCAUACGAGCAGCUUGGACCAGUUGGAAAUGCUCCGCCACCGCCUCCUCCAAUCUUUCCACCACCGGCAGAGCCUCCUCCUCCUCCUCCACCAUUAGAUGCGCCUCCGCCGUAUUUCGCACCACCGGCCGAUAUGAAGCAAAGUCAAACAGAAGGGGAACAUGCACAAACUGGGCAGCGAACGGGUGCUGCUGGAAGUGGAAAAGCCGCUACUGAACAUUCUGGAAGUACAAGCCGCCCCAUAAAACUGGAUCCUGUGCAGUCUGUAGUGCUGGGUGUGUCAAUUUUAUUUGUCGCCGUCUUCAUUGCAGCUCUCAUCUUCUUCAAAUUUUUCGACAAUUACUGACCAGACGUUGGGCUAAUAUGUGAUUGCCUCACUCAAUUCGUGACUGUACUUUGUCUCUGAUUACAUUCAUUAUGGAAAUGCCUAUCUUAAAAAUCUUUUUUGCUUCUACG
Cylicocyclus nassatus is the source of this 461-nucleotide messenger RNA. NCBI's taxonomy places the organism in Eukaryota, Metazoa, Nematoda, Chromadorea, Rhabditida, Strongylidae. The record is from the annotation of a GenBank genome assembly.